CUCAGUCGCGUGUGCUCUUUCUAGGCUUUAAACGUUGAAUUAGUGUGUGUUGUUGGAAGAAGUCGUUAUGUGUGGACCUUUCAACCAUUUUAAUAGCUGCUGAAAAACGAUAAGUUCCACUGAAAAUGGCUACCGUCGUCGCACAGUCCCAUUUCAUCUUCGGUCUGCGCACAGGUGUGAGAAACAAUUUGUGUUUCUUCGACGAGCAGACUGUCGUCUUCCCCUCCGGAAACAACUGUGUGUGCUACAACAGCCUCCAAAGAUGUCAGAGGUUCAUUCCAGGCUCAGAGAAAAGCCAGGGCAUGCGUGCUCUGGCCAUCAGUGCCAACCGGCGUUACCUGGCGGUGUCCGAGUGUGGUGAGAAGGCCACCAUCACAGUGUUCGACCUGCAGCAUGAGCAGGGCAGGAAGAGGAAGGUUCUGACUGCAGGAGACAUGCUCGUUCAAGAGUUUGUAUGCAUGGCUUUCUCCCCUGAUUCCAAGUACCUAAUAGGCCAAACCGGUGGUCCGGAGUGGACGCUCAUCUUCUGGCUUUGGGAAAAACAGAAAGUCCUGGCAACAGUGAAGACCAGUAACUCAAAUAAUCCUGUUGCCCAGGUCAGCUUCAACCCUUACAACAACACGCAGCUCUGUGUGAGUGGAACUGGUGUGUUCAAGCUCUUCCGCUACUCAGAGGGAGCCCUGAAACAGUGCAGCUUCCCGAAGGUGGAGUCUAUCAACUUCCUGUGUCAUACCUGGAUGACGGCGGAGCGUGUGAUCGCUGGGACAGACACGGGCAGGCUGCUGGUGUUAGAGUCUGGAGACCUGCGAAGAGAGAUUAACAUGGCUUCCAAGGCUGGACAGGAGCAGUCUGACAGACAAGUGGAGAUGACGAAGAUCAGAGACGCUGACAUAAAUGAAGGUCCCAAUGCGCCCCGCAUCACAGCCAUUCUGUCCUACUCCAAGGGCUUUGCAUGCUCUUUAGGGUCUGGCACGGUUUGUCUUUUUGAGAAGAACGAGGAGGACAGUUACAGAAGAAGCAGGGAGAUACGGAUCCCUCCAGACCCAUACAGCACUGAGCCGACCCUGGCUGAGUGUCAGCAGAUUGACACCAUGUGCAUCAGUCCAGCCGAGGAGACUGUGGCCAUCAGCACAGACAGAGGGCAGCUGUACAGCUUCAGCCUGUCGUCUGUGGAGAUGAACAAGGAGGAACACGGACAUUUUGAGUUCCUGUCGCAGUCCUUCCACUCCAAGUCCAUCACUGGUUUGUCUGUCUGCAUUCGAAAGCCCCUCGUGGCCACCAGCUCUCUGGACCACUCUGUCCGCAUCUGGAACUACGAAACAAAAGUGUUGGAGCUGUACAAGGAGUUCCAGGAGGAGGCGUACAGCGUGGCUCUGCACCCCACUGGCCUCUUCAUCCUGGUGGGCUUCUCUGACAAACUCAGGCUGAUGAACCUGCUUAUCGAUGACAUCCGCACCUUCAAGGAGUUCACUGUGCGCGGCUGCAGAGAGUGCGCCUUUAGCCACGGUGGCCACAUGUUUGCAGCUGUCAAUGGAAACGUCAUCCACAUCUACUCCGUCACCUCUUUUGAGAACAUUCUCAAUCUAAAGGGUCAUAAUGGAAAGGUGCGUGGCAUUGAAUGGAGCCUGGAUGACAGCCGCUUGGUAUCGUGUGGGAUGGACGGUGCGGUGUAUGAAUGGAACACACAGACCGGCAAGCGGGAAUCUGAGAGCGUCCUCAAGUCCUGCAGCUACACGGGUGUCGCUUUCUCUUCAGACUGCAAGACCAUCCUGGCUGUGGGAACAGACCUCACUCUGAAGGAGAUCCAAGAUUGUCAGGUCCUGAAGGAGGUUCCUGCUGAUGAGGUAGCUCACGCCGCCGUGGCACUGCCUCACUCUGGUAGGGUUGUCUUCACCGGGACUUCCAGCGGAACCAUCCGAGCCAUUAAAUACCCGUUACCCAUGCAGAAGGAAUGGAUCAUGUACCAGGCUCACUGUGGCCCCAUCACCAAGAUGGUGGUCACGUUUGACGAUCAGUUCCUGCUGACAGUGUCUGAAGACGGCUGCCUUUUGAUGUGGAAGAUCAUCGAUAAGGAGGGCCGAAGACUGAAGAGCAACAGGCAGAUCAUCAACACUGAAGAGAUCCUUGUCACCAAGUCAGACCUGGAAGAGAAGAACCAGAACAUGCAGGAGCUGAAGAUGCGUCUGGAGGAGCUGCAGAUGGAGAACGAGUACCAGCUCCGCCUGAAGGACAUGAACUACAACGAGAAGAUGAAGGAGCUUUCUUACAAGUUUACCCAGCAAAUAGAAUCUCUGACAACAAUGCAACAGACCAUGAAGACAGAGAUGGAAAAGCAGGAACGUGAGCACCAGGAGAGUUCUUCAGAGGUCGCUGCCAAACACGCAAAAGAGCUGAAGGAUUUAGAGUUGUCCUACAGCCAGAAGCUGAUUGUGGAGCAUGAGAAGCACCAGGACCUUCAGCAUAAACAUCAGAAAAUGCAGGAGGACUAUGAGAAACAGCUGGAGGCAGCAGAGGAGAGCAGAACCCAGGCCCUGGAGGAGCAGACGCAGCUCUACGAGGCCAAGCUGCAGGAGAAGACUCAACUGCUGGCUCAGUGUCAGGAGGACGCACAGCAGCAGAUAGUGGAGUUUAAAGAGAUCAUAAAGCAAGUAGAGGAGGACGAGGAGAGGAAGAUCCAUGACCUCCAAAUCAAGUACGAGAAGAAACUGCACACUGAGAAAGAGACCAACACCAAUCUGAAAGGAGAAACCGGUAUCAUGACACAAAAGUUCUACAGUCUGCAGAGACAGAUCGACGAGAGGUGUGCGGACAUAAACAAGCUGAAGCAGGAGCGGCAGAGGCUGCUGGGGUUGAUCCGCUCCCUGGAGAGCGACAUCGAGGACCUGAAGAGGCAGAUCUCCGGACACGAAAAGACCAACCAGGACAAGGAUAAGACCAUCUCCAGCUUGAAGAAGAAGAACCAGGAACUGGAGAAGUUGAAGUUUGUUCUGGAUUUCCAGUUGAACGAGUUGAAGAAACAGACUGAGCCUCAAAAAGAUGACAUCAAUGAGAAGAAGGAGCGCAUCCAUCAGCUGCAGGAAGAGAUGGUGCAGAUUGACAAGAUCAACACUCAGCUGAAGCUCACCAUCUCUGACCUGAGGCUCAAACUGAGGACCAGAGAUAAGGAGAUGCACAAGGAGACGCAGAAAGUGAAAGAUUUGGAGACGCAUCUUCAGCGCCUCAAGUCAGACCUCCAUAACUGCGUGGGCCUCAUCCAGGAGCCAAGGAGACUGAAGGACGCUGUGCAGAUGAUCUACACACGCUAUGUAGCACAGUCUGAUGGGGUGGAGAAAAGCAGCGUGGACGAAGAUAUUCAGAGGGCGUUCUGUCACCAGCGUGAUCACCUGGAGAAGACGGUUAAUAGUCUGAAGACGAGGCUGGCCAAAUCUGCUGAGGAGCACGACAAAGUCUACGUCAAGAUCAUGAAGGAGAACGUGACUCUGAUUGCCGAAAUCAACGAUCUGCGGAAGGAGCUGCGUUCUCUGAGGACUCAGGUCAAAGAGUACAAAGCUCAGCUGGCCACGCUCAAGAAGUCCAACAAAUCACGUCCUAACUCUGAGGAAGGACCCAAAAAGGAGCCCAAACAUGAAGACGUCCAUUAAGAAUUUCAAAAAACAAAACCAAAUCAGAGAACAAAUCAGUCCACCCCAUGGACCAGGAGCACCGUAGACCAGCAGCGACACAUGCUGUAAGCCACCAACACCAGUUUCCAGAACUGAUAGUACAAAUAGUUUGUCUUAACACAAUUAAAACUCCUUAUUUUAGCACAUAAUUACAAUGAAGACAUUAUGGUAGUAUAUGAAAUAGAUUUGUAAUCGUUCUUGUCCUCGGACUGAUUAUUGAUUCACCAUGAACACCUAAUGUGACCUCCACCAGCAGCUUUAAGGACUGGAGUCAUAUCACUGGACUGACAAAGACCUCAAAAAACAUCAAACUGUACAUUGAAACUGCUUCCUCUAGUGGAAUCACAUCAUUCAGCUAUAAUGACAACAUGAAGAUUUAAAACUAUUGCUUAUAGUAAUAGAAAAUACAUUUCCAGUACACUGGGCAUAUCUAUUAUUUCUGAACAUUUUUGAAUGCAUGCUAUAGAGCUUUAGAUAUUGUUCUUACUAUUCUAGGCAACCAUUCAUUUAUGUAUGGUAUAAAAAUCUAUAGGGAUUAGCCAGUAAACCA
Molecule: messenger RNA, 4212 nt
Organism: Morone saxatilis (striped sea-bass)
Lineage: Eukaryota; Metazoa; Chordata; Actinopteri; Moronidae
Gene: cfap57
Product: cilia and flagella associated protein 57
Exons: 21
Coding region: 126-3641 (1171 amino acids)
Molecular function (GO): protein binding
Source: RefSeq, a predicted model, not a curated record